AUGUUCGAGGAGAGGGUGAAGAAGCAGAUCAAGUCGAUACAGUUCGGACUAUUUUCGCCAGAGGAGAUAAGAAACGGAAGUGUUGUGUUGGUAGCGCACCCGGAGGUCAUGGAGAAUGGAGUGCCUAAACCAGGGGGGCUGAUUGAUCUGAGGAUGGGAACCACAGACAGGAUGUAUCUGUGCCAGAGCUGUGGAGGAGACAGCUUUUCAUGCCCAGGACACUUUGGUCACAUUGAGCUAACAAAGCCGAUGUUUCAUGUUGGAUAUGUGUCGAAGAUCAAGAAGGUUCUGGAGUGUGUUUGUUUUUAUUGCUCUAAAAUCAAGAUAGCAAAGACAGGAGACAAGGCCACGCUGAAUGGGGUAUGGAAUGCUUGCAAGACAAAAGGCAUGUGCGAAGGAGAUAUGGUUGAAGGAGGAAGAACUGGGUGUGGAAACAAGCAGCCGGUGAUAAAGAAAGAAGGGCUAAGUCUUGUAGCGUUUAUGAAAGGAGAGGAAAGCGGAGAGGGUAAGGUGAUGCUGAAUGGCGAGCGUGUAUACAGCAUAUUCAAGAAAAUAAGCGAUGCAGACUGUGAACACAUGGGAUUUGACCUGAAGUACAGUCGACCGGAAUGGAUGAUUCUUACUGUGCUUCUUGUUCCUCCACCGACGGUGAGGCCAUCUAUUGUGAUGGAAGGCUCGCUGCGUGGAGAGGAUGACCUAACACACAAGCUUGCAGACAUAAUCAAGUCUAAUGGAUACCUGAAGAAGUAUGAACAAGAAGGAGCACCUGGGCAUAUAUUGCGUGAUUACGAGCAGCUGCUGCAGUUUCAUGUUGCCACGCUGAUUGACAAUGACAUUGGAGGGCAACCACAAGCGCUGCAAAAGAGUGGAAGACCGUUGAAAUCAAUAUCAGCGAGGCUGAAAGGAAAAGAAGGGCGGAUAAGAGGAAACCUGAUGGGUAAAAGAGUGGACUUCAGUGCAAGGACGGUAAUAACACCUGAUCCAAACAUUAGGCUUGAGGAGGUUGGUGUUCCGGUUGAGGUGGCGAAGAUACAUACGUUUCCAGAGAAGGUGACUUCAUUCAACAUUGACAAACUAAACAAACUUGUGAAGAUGGGGCCGAACGAGCAUCCUGGAGCAAACUAUGUGAUACGAUCUGAUGGUCAGAAGAUAGACCUUAGCUUCAACAGAAGUGACAUACGCCUUGAGGAAGGAUAUGUUGUUGAGAGACACAUGCAAUCUGGAGAUGUAGUUUUGUUCAAUAGACAGCCAUCAUUACACAAAAUGUCUAUGAUGGCACACUAUGUAAGGGUUAUGGAUAACAAGACGUUCAGGCUGAACUUGAGUGUUACAUCUCCAUAUAAUGCAGACUUUGAUGGAGACGAGAUGAAUUUGCACAUGCCACAGAGUUAUACGUCGAAGUCUGAGCUUGAAGAAUUGGUUCUUGUGCCGAACCAGAUUAUAUCGCCGCAGUCUAACAAACCUGUGAUGGGGAUAGUCCAAGACACACUUACAGGGCUCAGACUCCUUACGCUUAGAAACACAUUUCUAGACGAACGAGAGACAAUGUCGCUACUUUAUGCGGUGAAUUCUCAGUUUGAUGAUAUGCCAGUCGGGGAGAAUGCAAGAGCAGAGUUCAAGAGGACUAAGGAGUAUGACAUCAUGAAGGUUCUAGCAAGACCAAGUAUAGCAAAACCAAAGAAGCUGUGGACAGGAAAGCAGGUGCUGAGUUUUAUUCUACCAUGCCUGAAUUAUUCUGGAUUCUCAUCUGAGCAUAAUGAUGAAGAUAAAGAAAAUGCAAAUGACACGGUUGUGCGAAUUCAGGAUGGGAUUAUUCACUCUGGAAUUAUUGACAAGAAAGCAGCAGGAGCAGUGCAGGGAGGACUGAUUCACAUUAUUUUCAAUGAUUUUGGGCCUAGACGUGCAGCGCAAUUUUUCAACAGUGUCCAGAAGAUGGUGAAUGCAUUUGUGACUGGGAUACAUUGUUUUUCGAUUGGGAUAGGAGAUACUAUUGCAGAUGCAAAUACGGUAGAUAUGGUGAAGGAAGCGAUUGCAAAAGCAAAGGAGGAUGUUGCAGUGAUUAUAAAGAAUGCACAGCAGAACAUGCUUGAAAGGAUGCCUGGAAUGACGAUGAAGGAAAGUUUUGAGAGUCAGUUGAAUCUUGUGCUUAAUAAGGCGAGAGAUGUGAGUGGAACGAGUGCACAGCGCAGUCUCAGUGGAAAUAAUAACAUGAAGACUAUGGUUCUUGCAGGGUCGAAGGGGUCCUUUAUCAAUAUUUCUCAGGUCACUGCAUGUGUAGGGCAGCAGAAUGUGGAGGGAAAGCGAAUUCCAUUUGGGUUUUUGCACAGAACUCUUCCACACUUUGUGAAGGACGAUUACACUGGAAGAAGCAAGGGAUUUGUUGAGAACAGUUACUUGAGCGGAUUGGGACCUGAGGAGUUUUUUUUCCAUGCGAUGGGAGGGCGAGAAGGGCUUAUUGACACUGCUAUUAAGACUGCAGAGACAGGAUAUAUACAAAGAAGGCUGAUAAAAGCUCUUGAGGAUGCAAUAGUGAGACAAGACGAAAGCGUAAGGAGUGGGAGUGGAUUUGUGUAUCAGCUGAAGUAUGGAGAGGAUGGAUUUGAUGCAACGUUUCUUGAAGGCCAAAAGGUUGAAGUGCGUGAUUUUAAGCGAAGAUACUAUAUUGACAUGUUUAGCACAGAGGAGCUUAGAGUGAAAGAAUGGGAAGUGUCAAGUGAAGUGUACAAGAUGCUCUGUUCUGAUGUUGAUCUCCAGAAGCAGCUAGAUGAGGAGUAUGAAUGGCUUGUUCGAGAGGUAUUUGAAGGUCCAGAGAUUGAAGAUAUAGGAGAAGUGGAUAUUGAGAGGGAUUAUAGAGCAAAACGAAUGUAUACUGAAUCAGUGAUGAGUCCAUGUAACUUUGGAAGACUCAUUGGUACAGCAAAGAGGAUAUUUGAGGUGAAUGCAGGAGAUGUAUCACCAUAUUACAUACUCAAUGCACAAAAGGAGCUGAUGACAUCGAACAAAAUUCUUAAUGUGUUGAUCAGGAGCAAUUUGAAUGUAAAGAGGAUUCUUAUUGAACAUAAGCUUAAUGCAGAAGCGUUUAGCUGGGUGGUUGAGGAAAUAAGGUCUAAGAUUAUGAAAGCAAAGAUAACACCGAAUGAAAUGGUAGGGACAUUGGCAGCGCAAUCAGUGGGAGAGCCUGCUACGCAGAUGACCUUGAACACGUUUCACCUUGCAGGGGUCGCAUCUACUGUUACAAUGGGUGUGCCAAGGCUGAAGGAGAUAUUCAAUGUAACGAAGAAUCUGAGGACACCGUCUAUGAGGAUAUACCUUGAAGGAGAGUAUUGUAAGAGUAUUGAGAGUGCUAAGGCAAUACAAAAUGAGAUUGAGUGUGUGAGCAUCAGGGAUUUAUGCAUAUGUUCUGAGAUUUAUUAUGAUCCGGAAGUGAUGAGUACAGAUAUUGCAGAGGACAGGGACUUUGUAGAGGCAUAUUUUGAGUUUCCUGAUGAAGAGAUGGACUUUCUGGGAUUGUCACCGUACCUGAUAAGACUUGUGAUUGACAGAUCCAAGAUAGUUGGCAGAAGAAUCAAUCUUGAGGAAGUUGUUGGCGCAGUAAAGAGGAAUAUAAAAAGUGAGGCUCAUGUGAUAUGUAGUGAUGAGAAUGCAGUGAAUAUGGUUGUAAGAAUAAGGAUGAUGAAGAGUUCUGAAGAGUGUCUGAGCUUCUACACGGACUGCCUUGAAUUACUAUUGAAGCAGCAAUUUGGAGGAUACAAGAAUGUUAAAAAGGUUUAUAUAACGGAAGAUAAGGAUAGGAAGGAAUGGUAUCUGCAGACUGAUGGAGUAUGUCUAUCGAAGAUAUUAGGUCAUCUAGCAAUAAACAACAGACAUACGGUAUCUAACGAUAUGCUUGAGAUUGCAGAGACGCUUGGCAUUGAAGCAGCACGGGAGUCUAUUUUGAAUGAGCUUGCACUUGUUAUAGAUGGGAACGGAUCUUAUGUUAACUACAGACACAUGAGUCUACUUGCUGAUGUUAUGACUAUGAGGGGAUACCUAUGUGGAGUUACGAGGCAUGGAGUGAACAAGACGGGAUCAGGAGCAUUGAAGAGGAGCUCGUUUGAGGAGACAGUAGAGAUUCUGCUUGAUGCAGCAUUGGUAUCUGAAAGGAACUUUUGUAAAGGAAUAACAGAAAACAUAAUGAUGGGGCAGUUGGCACCUAUGGGGACAGGGAAUGUGGAGAUUAUGCUUGAUAUGAACAAGUUAGACAAGGCGAUUCCACUUGCAAAUCCGGUGUUUAAGGCGAAUGACCCUGAUACGCCAGUGAUAAACACUCCUAUGUCAGAUUCGUUUUCGAUCAGUAGCGGUGCCUGGAGCCCAAUGCACAUUGAUAUGGGAUAUAAUAGAGACAUUGUAGGAAGAAUAUCACCUACUAGUCCUGCUUAUUCACCUACUAGUCCUGCUUAUUCACCUACUAGUCCUGCUUAUUCACCCACUAGUCCGGCUUAUUCACCCACUAGUCCGGCUUAUUCACCUACUAGUCCUGCUUAUUCACCCACUAGUCCGGCUUAUUCACCUACUAGUCCUGCUUAUUCACCCACUAGUCCGGCUUAUUCACCUACUAGUCCUGCUUAUUCACCCACUAGUCCGGCUUAUUCACCCACUAGUCCUGCAUACUCGAUAACUUCACCAAGCUUUGCAGGCAAAAAUAAAAAUAAGGAUCAAGACGGAGAUAGAAAGAGGAAGAAUAGCCAUCCUUUUUGA
Messenger RNA from Ordospora colligata OC4, 4737 nucleotides. RefSeq names its product large subunit Rpb1 of RNA polymerase II. Bases 1 to 4737 code for a protein of 1578 amino acids. Gene Ontology annotation, cellular component: RNA polymerase II, core complex. The transcript has a single exon. The record is from RefSeq and is a predicted model, not a curated record. Gene Ontology annotation, biological process: transcription by RNA polymerase II. Gene Ontology annotation, molecular function: DNA binding. Lineage: Eukaryota; Fungi; Microsporidia; Ordosporidae.